AUGGUAAAGAAGUGGAAAAACAUUAACCACGAAAGUAAAAGUUGGUUAUAUUUCACAAACGUAAUAGGUCUCGUUCUUAAUGGGUCUGGUGUCCUCCAUCCCCAUGGUGAAGCUUGGUGGUCCUUUGUAGAGCACUCCCACCGACCACAUACAGUGGGAUUAAAUGGAAGCUGUAACAUUAUAUAUAAUGGACUAACUCAAAUGAACAGUCAAAAGAAUCACAUUUCAAUAAUAAAUUGCACUAAUGCAACUAUAUCAAAUCUUCAUCUGAUCGCACCUAAAGAUAGUCCAAACACUGAUGGCAUCGACAUCGUUCAUUCAAACAAUAUCCAGAUUUUCUACUCAUCUAUCCAAACAUGUGGUGAUUGUGUUGCCAUUAAUGGUGGUUCGUAUGAUAUCAACAUAACGCAUGUGGCAUGUGGUCCAGGUCAGGGCAUCAGUAUUGGAAGUUUGGGGAGAGGUGGGGAAAAUGAUACCGACGAGAAUGUGAAAGUAAGACAUUGUAGCUUCAAUGCAACUCAUAACGGGCAAGAAUCCAGACUUGGGCUGGAGGACAUGAGUUCGCCAAAAAAUAUCCUAUACGAGAAUAUAACGUUAAUAAAUGCCAAAUACCCUAUCAUCAUUGAUCAACAUUACUGUAAUUGUUAUCACUAUUGUACAGAAGAGGCGACUGUUGUAAAAGUGCGCAAUGUGACAUUUAAAUACUUCUAAGGGACAUGUGCUGAUGAUAUUACCAUAAAACUAGAUUGUGACAAAGUAGUGGGUUGUGAUGAUAUUGUGAUGGAACACAUCAACAUCACUUCUUCAUCUACGAAGAAACCCCUAACCACGUAUUGUCAAUUUGCUGAUGUGAUUAGUUACAUUGUUUCCGUUGAUAUUAAAUGUGGUUUUGAUGAAGAAACUUUGGCACCAUGUAAACCUCCAACUCUGGCUAAACCUCCUGCACUCUAUGCUAAGCCUCUGCCAUCGAAUGCUCAACCUCCAAUGCUAUCUCCUUUUCCAUAUAUACCUUAUUAA
This is a messenger RNA of Camelina sativa (false flax), 1017 nucleotides long. Its product is annotated as polygalacturonase. The record is from RefSeq and is a predicted model, not a curated record. Gene Ontology annotation, biological process: carbohydrate metabolic process. Gene Ontology annotation, molecular function: polygalacturonase activity. NCBI's taxonomy places the organism in Eukaryota, Viridiplantae, Streptophyta, Magnoliopsida, Brassicales, Brassicaceae.